Molecule: messenger RNA, 816 nt
Organism: Monopterus albus (swamp eel)
Lineage: Eukaryota; Metazoa; Chordata; Actinopteri; Synbranchiformes; Synbranchidae
Gene: parapinopsina
Product: parapinopsin a
Biological process (GO): G protein-coupled receptor signaling pathway
Cellular component (GO): membrane
Molecular function (GO): G protein-coupled receptor activity
Source: RefSeq, a predicted model, not a curated record
AUGGGGCCUGUCAUCCUCCAUGGAAACUCUUCAUCAUCUCACAGCUCAGUCAACACACAGCUCCUUUCUCAAGAUGGCUACAAUAUUCUGGCUGUUAUCAUGGGUGUUUUUUCUGUAGUGGGGAUCAUCCUCGAUGUCUUGGUGAUUGUGGUGACAGUACACAGACAGCUGAGGCAGCCACUCAGCUACGCCCUGGUUAACCUGGCCAUAUGUGACCUAGGCUGUGCCGUGUUUGGAGGCCUGCCCACAACAAUAACAAGUGCCAUGGGAUACUUCAGCCUGGGAGGUGUGGGCUGCAUAUUAGAGGCCUUUGCUGUAGCCUUCUUUGGUGAGUCUGGCGUCAAGAUUUCCUGCGCUCCAAACUGGAACAGCCGGGAUGUUGGGAACAUCUCCUACAGUAUUAUAUACUUCUUCCUUAGUUUUGUUGUGCCCUUCUCGAUCAUCAUGGUGUCCUACUUACAACUCUUGUGGACCCUCUGUCAGGUAUCUGACGUAAACUGUGUGGAGGUGCAGGUGGCACGUAUAGUGGCAGUAAUGGUGUUAACAUUCCUGGUCACCUGGUUGCCAUAUGCUGCCAUGGCCCUUGCUGUCAUGCUGGACUCCAGUCUAUAUAUUGACCCCGUCAUUGCUACCGUGCCGGUUUACUUGGCCAAAAGCAGCACUGUCUACAACCCUAUUGUAUAUGUUUUCAUGAACAGACAGUUUCGAGGAUACACUGUUCCCCUUGUCCUGGAUGGAACCCGUGGGCUUCAGACUCACAAAUGUCUGAGGGACCACUGUUGUUUCUCUCAACAAGAGCCAAAAAGUGUCACCUAG